GGUUCUGCCCGGCCAUUCCUCCUCCCCAGACCGAGAACCGGGGAUGCCGGCAAUGAACUGAGCACCGAGUGGGCGUGAGAAGAGGCUGAUGUCGUUACACCGAGGGGCAACCGGAUCGCGUGUUUAGAGAGAUGUAUUCCAUGAAAACUUAAAAAUGGAGCUGGGGAAAGGAAAGCUGUUGAGAACUGGCCUUAAUGCCUUAUACCAGGCCAUCCAUCCUGUGCAUGGAAUUGCCUGGACAGAUGGAAAGCAAGUGAUACUGACUUCUUUAUACCAGCAUAAUGGAGAACCUAACUUUGGCAACUCAAAUGUUGUGGGUCAAUUUGAACAUGUUCAUGGACUUUACUGGGGUCCGUUUUGUGCUCCAGAUGCUCCUGCACUCCUUGCUAUUCAGCAUAAAAGACACAUUACAAUGUGGCAACUCUGUUACAGUGUUUCAGAACAAAACAAACUGAUGGUUUAUCAAAUCAGUGAAAUCAGUGAGCUGUUUCCUAUACUUCCUCAGGGUUGUGUGUGGCAUCCCCAGAAAGAAAUCUUGGCUGUACUCACUACACGAGAAACUUCUGUGCUCCAUUCGGUGCGGCUCAAUAACUCCAGAAUAAAAGCAGAUAUCAAAGGUACCGGUAUCAUUCAUUGUGCUUGUUGGACUGAGGAAGGCAGUCGUUUGGUGAUUGGGAUAGGUAGUGCACUCCAUUCCUAUAUGUGGGAUGAUGAUCAGAAAACUUUAAAUGCUUGCUCCUUUUGUCCAAUAUUUGAUGUGGGGGGCUACGUUUGUGCAAUGGAACCAACUGUGAGUGCACAAGUGGCAGUUGCUACUGAACUGCCACUAGAUAAGAUCUGCAGCUUAAAUGCUGGUAUUUCAUUUGAACUCCCAACUGAGCUUAUUGGAAAUUCUAUUCCCUCCCAAAGUAGUCCAUUGGGAUAUGAUAGUGACCUCUCUGUGGAUGGUGGAAAAAAAUUAACAGACCAGGACAAGUCCACUGGAACUUUUGCAUCAUCGCCAGUGGAUUUGACUCAUCUUCCUUCAAGCAAACAGCAAUCUGAAAACAGUCCUCUCACUAAUCUAAGACCCAAGGAUUACCUAACUGGAAGUGGUCAAGAUGCAUCACACUUGAUUUUGGUGACUUUUGAAAGAAAAGUGACAACUAGCAAAAAAGUCAGCAUCCCAGGUAUCCUAGUCCCAGAUAUCAUGGCUUUUGACUCUAAAACACAGACUGUGGCAGUUGCCUCCAAUACUUGUAACAUAAUUUUAAUUUACUCCUUAAUUUCAUCACACCUGCCUAACAUUCAACAAAUUCAGCUGGAGAAAAGUGAGAGGCCAAAGGGAUUGUGUUUCCUGACAGAGAAACUGUUGCUGAUACUGGUUGGAAAACAGAAAUUAACGGACCCUGCUUUUCUUCCAUCUUCACGCUCAGAUAAGUACAUUCUCCGCUUGACAGUAAAAAAGAUUGCCUGUAGAGAAGGCCCCUCUGCACUUUCAGGUCCUACUCAGGUUUGUUUUAGGAACAUACCAGUGAAAAGAGAAAGCAUUGAAAGCCAUUCUUCUGAUACUCACUCCCUGAGUGAAGGUUUGCUGCUCCCAGGUUGCACGAUCAUGCCGUCUCCUGGGAAGAAAAAACUGAUAGAAGAAAUUAAAAACACUGCUAAUGAGCAAUGCCUGUCAACAAGCAUUGUGGAGUCUGCUGAGAAAAAGAUGUCCAAGGAUUUUCCCCAAGCUUUGAAAACUUUGGAUGUUGAGCCCACAGCUCAUUCUUUUGCUCUUCGAGGGCUUGAAAAUGCUUCAGGAUUGCUAAAUACUCCAAUAUCACCAAACACACCAGGAGAUAGUUCUCAUGAAACUUCUAAGUUAUGCAGCAAACAAAUGCAGAGUUCUCAUGAAAUAAAAAGGUACUUACUGCAAAGUGAAAAAGAAACUAAUAGCAUCUCUAAAAAUCUAGAAAAACUAUGCCACAGCUUUGCAGAACUUCAGCAUCAACUUUUUGAAAUAACUGAACUUCUGAGAUCUGGAAAAAAAAUUGUUCCACAGUAUCCACCAUCUUGUGAGCCUUCUUUUGUUAACGUAAUUUGCCAGAAGGAGUCUUCAGGAUCUGUUACUUCUGAAAAGCGUGCUGUUAUCCUCUGUGAUGGAAAACUCCGUCUGAGCAUAAUUCAGCAGAUUUUCGAUGUGUGUGUAGUUGAAAUGCAGCAUAAUUUGUCCUGGAUUGUUCUUACGGCAGAUAGUGACGGUUUUAUUCCCGUAACAUUUGAAUCCCAGCAGGAGAUCAUUAUAAGGGAUGCGAAUGCCAGAUCUAGCGACAGCAGUGGCGCUUCUUCCAAAGGACUAGGUGCUGUCAGUUCCACAGUGGGAUACAGGAAGCUUUCCUCCCAAAGUCUGGAUUUCACAGCCAGCUCCAUGGAAGUCCUGAGAGAACAGUCUUCUCAGUGUCUAGUACAGAGCAGCCUUUCUUCAGGUCAAACCAGCAGCUCUUCCUAAUCAUGACUGUUUGCGAGUUCUCAACACAGAAGUGAAAUCUUUCAUGAUGCAUAAUUAAAGUUGGGACCACUAUAUAUUGUGCUUUCAUAAGGGGGUGAUAUUUUGCUGAACCAUCACACUUGCCUUUGAUUCCUUUUCACUGUUACUCCAUGGCUUACUUGCCAUUUCGGCUAAUAAUUUAAAUUAUUCUUGCCUGGUAGAGCUGGUAGACCAAGUGUGCAAGGCUUCUCAGUCUCUACAAGCCUAUUUGCUAGGUGGGCUGAACAUAUUUUCAUUUUUAGAUUCUAUCAGCAAUUACUGUGCUGAACACAAAGUUAAAUGUUUGCCAAAGCCUAAAAGGGCUUUUGCUUGAGGAAAGAGGACUUAGCAUUUUCUCAGACGUAUCAGUGGCAUGAACAUACUGAAAAAAAAUGUGUGGAUUUCUAGUGAUUCUAGAAGUAGAAAACAAAACUGAGUCACAUUUGUGGAGUCCUUGGUGCUCUCUGAGCUUGGUAGUUUGAUUGCAGACGUUUCAUUACCCAACUAGGUAACAUCAUCGUGCUGUCACAUUUAUUACAGUGAGUCAUAUUUAUUACUGUAUUAUAAAACAAAGUCUUAUACCUGUAGUUUCUGCUUCAUUGCAUUACUUUUAACUUCAUUAUUUUACCAGUGCCUGUUAAGAAUAUACUUGAAAGUUAUUAGAACAUUUACAAAACUACUUACUAAUGAGUACCAAAGUCCUUCAGAUGUAACAGUACCUGAAACUAAGGUUGACUCAUUUUUACUUAGUUUUCCUUCAGAGUGUCCAAGAAACAUUUGCAAUAUGCAUGUAAGUUAAAUAACUCUGAUUUACAAAAUAAUAAAAAUGCUUUCGUUCAUAAUAGUUGAAAGCUGUCAACUAGCAAGUGUAAAAUAUUGCUCUAGCCACUGAAUUAUAGCGGAUGAGGGGCUGAACUGGUUUUGAAAAUAAGUCUCACAAACACAAUCUUACAUUGAUGUUCUCUAGGCAUGCCGGAACAAGGUUAUUGUGUUGUUUAGACUUCGUGAAGGAAAGGAAGAAAAGGGACACUUAUUUUUUUCAUCUUGUUCAACCCCUUUCAAAGGGGCUGUCUCCCCCUAAACUUUGUGUUUUACAGCUUUGAAGCAGAAGGGGGCAGUCAUUCCUAUGGAGAGUAUUUCUUUCCCAUUGUGAAACAGCCUUUGGUGAUGAGGGUGAUAUGGAUUUAACUUUGGGCCAUACAUAAUCUGAACCCUAAUUUCCAUCAUUCCGUCACUGAGAUUACUUAAUAAAAACUGUUUGGAAUAUAAAUGGACUAUUCUUUCUUGAAUGUCCCUUUUUUUCUUUAACCAUCACCCUUAUUUGAUGUAAAAUGGAUAAUAGUAGCUAUUGCCAUGUUACAUUCCCUUUUUCUGUCCUUUAAGCCUCCACACUCAAA
Molecule: messenger RNA, 3888 nt
Organism: Python bivittatus (Burmese python)
Lineage: Eukaryota; Metazoa; Chordata; Lepidosauria; Squamata; Pythonidae
Gene: WDCP
Product: WD repeat and coiled coil containing
Molecular function (GO): kinase binding
Source: RefSeq, a predicted model, not a curated record